Messenger RNA from Neltuma alba, 669 nucleotides. RefSeq names its product germin-like protein subfamily 1 member 7. The record is from RefSeq and is a predicted model, not a curated record. Gene Ontology annotation, molecular function: manganese ion binding. Lineage: Eukaryota; Viridiplantae; Streptophyta; Magnoliopsida; Fabales; Fabaceae. The coding region runs from base 1 to 663 and encodes 220 amino acids. The transcript has 2 exons.
AUGAAAGCUGUGUACUUUGUUGUUAGCCUCUUGGCAUUGGCUUCUCCUCUUGUGCUCGCAUAUGACCCAAGUCCCCUUCAAGAUUUCUGUGUCGCACUCAAAGACUCUAAAUUUGCUGUUUUUGUGAAUGGAAAAUUUUGCAAAGAUCCAAAGGCAGUGAAAGCUGAGGACUUCUUCUUUUCUGGGCUGGAUAAAGCAGGACACACAUCAAAUCCUAAUGGCUCCAAUGUCACUGCAGUAGACGUAAACAUGCUGUAUGGAUUAAACACUCUAGGAAUAUCUCUUGCUCGCAUUGACUUUGCGCCGAAUGGAUUGAACCCUCCCCACACUCAUCCACGUGGCACUGAGAUCCUUGUAGUGAUUGAAGGAUCUCUUCUGGUAGGAUUUGCGACGUCUAAUCAAGAUGGGAAUCGAUUAUUCACCAAAGUGCUUAACAAAGGAGAUGUGUUUGUGUUUCCAAUUGGUCUCAUUCACUUCCAACAGAAUGUGGGUUAUGGCAAUGCCAUUGCCUUUGCAGGUCUUAGUAGCCAAAAUGCUGGAGUGAUCACUAUUGCAGAUUCUGUGUUUGGCUCUGAUACCCCCAUCUCUUCUCAAGUUUUGCAAAAGGCUUUCCAAGUGGACCAGAAAAUAAUUGACUACCUUCAGAAGCCAUUUCGUGGUUAAUCAAUA